AUGGAAGAAAUUUUCCAAGAACUGAACGAACAACAAAAGCAAGCCGUCUAUGAAGAAAGUCCGCGUAUUUGUGUUAUCGCCGGUCCUGGUUGUGGUAAGACUAAGACGCUAGUUAGCCGGAUUAUUCACCUAUUAUCCAGUCAAAGAGCCCAACCUCAUAAUAUCCUCGUUUUAACUUUUGCCAAAAAAGCGAUUAAAGAAAUUAAAAAACGGGUUUUUUCUUAUAUUACUGAUGUUUCUCCUAAGGACCUUCAUAUUCACAAUUUUCACUCUUUUUGCUUCCGAGUUCUUAAUAAACACGCUCACUUAUUAGGCUUUCCGGAAAAAAAACUUCAAUUUAGUGAUAUUGCUAUUCUUUAUCGAAACAAUUAUCUUUCUAGCCGUAUCGAAAUGGAAUUGGCUGCCCAAAAGAUUCCUUAUGAAAUAUUAGGUUCUUUCAAAUUUAUUGAACGAGAGGAAAUCAAGGAUGUCUUGGCAAUUUGCCGUACUGUUAUUUAUCAGGAUAAUCUUUCUUUGCUAAGAAUGUUAAGUUUACAAGAAAAAAUUGGAGCCCGCACAAUUGAAAAGAUUGAAAAAAAAAGUGAAGAAAAGGGGAUGAGUAUAUAUAAUUAUCUCAAUAAUUUUGCCACUAUUGCUGAUUUAAGCCAAGAUAAAUUAGCUACUGGCCAGGUAGAAAAAAUUGGUGAGGCUGUUCUGAAAAUCAAUAAUCACCAAGCAAAGUUAGCCAAGAAAAUUUCUCUUUAUACUUUUCUCUUGGGACGACGUAAAGAAUACAUAAACCUUGAUGAAUUGUUAAAUAAUUUUUUACAAUGGCUAGUAAUUGCUUUUGAGGACAAAAAACUAAUUAAAACUCGAAAUAAUCUAAUUCUUUCCUCGGUUCACCAGGCCAAAGGUUUAGAGUUUGAAGUAGUAUUUUUUGUUUAUUUGGACCAAGGAACCCUUCCUUAUCGGGAGACUCAAGAUGUUACAGAGGAAAAAAGGUUAUUCUAUGUUGGAAUUACGCGAGCCAAAAGACUACUUUAUUUAGUUAGUAGCCAAGAGUUAUAUUCUCCUUUUUUGGAUGAACUGGAUAAAAAAAAUGAUCUUGAUGAAAUUAGGAAUGUAUUUAGCAAAGUAACUUUAACAACACCAGAAGUAAGUUGCAAAGCAUUUCUGUGCUCUAACGAAACAGAUCCUUCUUGGGAGGAUUAUUUAAUUUAUGAACCAGUAUUAAGGAGUAUGGGAGAAAAUAUAGCAGUGAUUAAGUACGACCUUAAUAUAAGCAGUGCAACUAAUAACUUAGUAACGGCAGAACAAAUAGUUAAACAUCCUUAUGUAAGGAAUAGUCAAGUAGGGACUUCUAAUAAUGUUUUGGCUGAAGCAAUUGGACCUAUCUCUUAUCUUUCGCCAAUUUAUCUUUAUUCAGGAACUACUCCUAGUGAUUUGGACAGAUUUUUUAAGCCUUUAGAUAUUGUUCAGACUAAGUUGGUUGAUAAUAUUAUUGGAGUAAGAUAUUAUCACGUUGGUAUUUAUUUAGGUGACAUAGGAGCUAUUUUUUUGUUUGCGAGAAGAGGUAGCAGUACCAACAACCAAGGGUUUAAUUUAGGAGAGCAACAAAGACAGCAAGUUAGGGAAGCGGCUUCUCAGUUAAUCGGAAGUAUUCUUGAUAACCAAAAUAGUUUCAAUGAAUUAACUACUAAUUCGAAUGGAACCAAACGAGAUAUCGAUGAGAUAGAGGAGGUAUUUUUAUCGAAUAGUCUUUCGCCUUCUCCUGAUGUUCCGGUGCCAAUAAAGGUUCCUAACUCACUUUCUCCGGAAAUUAUUGAGCAGAGUUGGUAUGAACUCCGGAUUUUUUUGACAGCCGGCAAAGACAGAGGAGAUUAUAACAAACUAUUGGAGAAAUAUUUACAAAUAAUUAAAGAAGUAAAAACAGUUCAAGAAUUAUUUAAAGAAUACAUAAAGGCUAGAAAUGAUUUGAUAAUUAACCAAGUAGACCGAAGCAAGGAAUUGAUUGCUAAAGGUUAUUCAGAAUUAGAUAUUGUUCAAUUAAAAGAAUGA
This is a messenger RNA of Entrophospora candida, 2037 nucleotides long. NCBI's taxonomy places the organism in Eukaryota, Fungi, Glomeromycota, Glomeromycetes, Entrophosporales, Entrophosporaceae. The record is from the annotation of a GenBank genome assembly.